AUGCACCUCAUGUACUACACAGACAGCGAAGGGAAGAGGGUAUACACGCUAAAGAAAAUAGACCCUUCAGGGAAGCCAACGUCGUCAGCUCACCCAGCUCGGUUCUCUCCCGAUGACAAGUUCUCACGACAGAGAGUAACUCUGAAGAGAAGGUUCGGUCUUCUCCCCACCCAAACCCCUGACCCACAUUCCUGGUAG
Molecule: messenger RNA, 198 nt
Organism: Geodia barretti
Lineage: Eukaryota; Metazoa; Porifera; Demospongiae; Tetractinellida; Geodiidae
Source: the annotation of a GenBank genome assembly